Messenger RNA from Stylonychia lemnae, 1719 nucleotides. NCBI's taxonomy places the organism in Eukaryota, Ciliophora, Spirotrichea, Sporadotrichida, Oxytrichidae. The record is from the annotation of a GenBank genome assembly.
AUGAGUAACGAGCAUUGUAUUGAUGAGGCAAAGGCAUUUACAGUAUAAGCCUUGGCUGAUAACACUCCUUACAAAAAUAUCAAUCGUCAAGGCUUGAAUUAAACAUAAACGCCAUUCUCCUAGAAAGACACUCUCCCUAACACCCUAGUUAAAGAAUUCUAAUUCGAUCAAGAUACUAACUGUAUGAUAAGUUAAUUUGACAGUGACAAUGCUGAUAUUGAAGAUAAGUCUCCAAAACAUACUCUAUAAUAUUUGUCCAAACUUGAUUAAGGGUCAGAUUAUUCUCCAAAUGUCGGCAGCUUUAACACUCGUAAUGAUUCUGGUGACCAAGAGUAUUCACUUCAUCAAAUCGAUGUCAUUAACCUAGUUUCUGAUUAUACUAAUAUAACUCAGUAAACUUUUGCAUAUCCAAGCUAAAAGCAUUGCAAUUUAUUAAAGAAUCAGUCUCAUCAGAACUCUGUGAUUUUUGAGAAUAUUUUUGGUAGAAAGCAGAAUUAUGUACAAAACUCCAAAUUUAACUAUCAAUAACCCAUCGAAUCAAAAGUUUCAAUUCAGAACAAUUAAUUGAAAGGCAUCGACGAUCUCUUAGAACAACUAAAGAAUGUGGAGCAAAUCGUCGUGGAAUCUGUAGAUAACCAUAAUUAGAUGGUUCAAACCAAAAUAGAACCAUCUUACUUGCUUAUUGGGAGCAAGAAGCGAGUAAAUCCAACUUAGUCAGUAUGCUCAGCAGAGAACUCAUGCAAAGCCUAGAGCAAGAAUUGCAAUUUAAUUUUAGAAAAUCCUCUUUCUAACGCUUAGGAUGAUGUCGAGAUCAAACCUAAUUAAUACCCUAGUAAUAUUGGAUAGAAAAGGACUUUCCCAAACAUGACGCUCAAUGAUAAUUGUAUAGAGGAAUAAAGCAAUUUGAACAUGAUCCCCUGUUCUUAAGAGGGCUGUUCAAAGUCUUACACAAAUAAGAAUGGUCUUGACAAUCACAAACGAAUUAAACAUAAUUUGGGAAAACCAAAAUAUAUUUGUGAAUACGAUGGUUGUAACAAACCCUACUUUGACAAAACAAGUUAUUAUAACCAUUGUAACUCUCAUGAAGGACGUAAAAAUUAUGCUUGUACAUAAUGUGACAAAAGAUAUACUACUAAUGGACAUCUUAAAGACCAUGUUAAAAGUUUCCAUGAUAAAAUUAAAAAUUUUGAAUGUACCUUCCAGGAUUGCACUGACAAAUUUGCCAGAAAAAGUGUACUAAAAGUCCAUAUGAGAAAGCAUGACAAUGAUAAGCCCUACAAAUGUGACAAGUGCAGCAAAUGCUUUACUGAGUCAGGAAAUUUGAAAGUCCACAAAUAAACUCAUGAUAAGCAUAUUGAAUCUAUACACAUUUUAUCUUAAGAUGAUUUGAAAUCCCUUAAUAUUUCAAAAGAAGACAUUGAUACCAGAAUUUGUCAACUUUAAUCGAAUAAAAAGUAAAUUCAAGUUUCAGAUUAAAAGCAAGAUUAAUUAUCACUCCAAGUGCAGAAUCUGUGUAAGAAAGUAUCCCUAGAAUAACUGGAAAAAAGAACCAAGAUACAAAAGAAAAUGUAAAGUAAAAAGCAGUAAAAUAAUGAAAAUAUACUAAGAGAGCUUUAAGCUAUUGACCCUACUAGAAAGGAAAAUGACAUUGAAACUCAGAGUAACAACAACUCUUUAUUUGAAAAUGAACAAUUUCUUAAGAGAUUAAAAUUGGAGUGA